CAGCUGAGUUGUUCAUGCUGACGUGAAGAUUAUGACAUUUUUUCGUUAACAGAACAAAUGGCAGAUUCUUUUUUUGGAUUUAACACGUCCUUAUCAGGCUAUUUAGAUGAAGAACUGCCUGACGGACCUGGACCAGAGUUGGAAGAUGAAGAGGAGGAAUAUGAUGCUCUCAAUGAUGAAACGUUUGGUGCUGAUGCACUUGCAGAAGGAGACUGGGAAGAAGACCAUGAGAAACUGGCAGAACUGGCUGAGCAGUCUAGACUCGCUAUUCAUGGAAGUGAGGGUGCAGCAACAGGGCCUAUAUCGUCGACACCUCGACGCAACCAGCCCCUGUCUCGCACACAGUCGCUUCCUCAUUCUGAUUCCUCAGAAGACUUUGAUCUUGAGGCUAGAGUUGCCCAUCUUAUGCUUGAAGAGGAAGAUGAAGGUGAUCUAGGAGCAGAUGAUGUUGUUUUAGAGAAUGGAGACCUAGAUGCAUCAGAAUCUCAUCAACACAAUAAUCAUUUAGAGAAUGUUGCAAACUUUCCUAAAGUUGCAGACUUGGGUGCUUUCAAUAACAUGUCUCCAUCAAGUUUCUCCAUGUGGGGUGUUGGAAAGUUGGAUGGUCUCACAUUUCAAACAGCUACCACCACUGUUUCCCCAAAACCACUGCCAGGGGGGAAGAGUGUGUGCACAGUGGAAGAACUUGAGCGAGGUCUCAUCCAGCAGUCGGCAGUGUCUUCAGCUUCUAGCCAACCACCUCCACCAGCAGCUGUGCUGCGUGUUGAAGACAUCGAGCGGGAGCUUACUAUGUCAUCUGGACACAGUAAUAGCAGUGGCAGCAGUGCAGGACACUCGUCUGUUACUACUACUAGUCCUGCUGCUGGGCCAAUUGCUCAGCCUACUAGCCCUCCUCAGGUUCCACAAUUUCCACCUCCUCCAAUAACUGUGCAGUCUCAGGAAGCUGUUCGUGGUACCCAGGCAACUCUAGGGCGGGGCAUAAGUUUCCCCCCACCAGUGUUAGGACUGACUCGAGCAGCAAGUCAUCCGAAUGGCCCUUUUGUGGUGCCUCCACCGAGAGUAGUUGCACCACCUCCUGCCCAACCACCGCCUGGUAUCCACCCAGUGCUGUUGCACCAGGCGAACCACCGACUAGGUUCAAAUCCAAACCUCUUAAGAUUCAUACCUCCACAUUUAAUGGGCCAUCCUGGUACUGUUGGGAAAAGCCUACAAGUCUUUCCAGGUGAUAAUGGAUUGCUGAGAAAUGUGCCACACAGGGGGCCAAAUGUUCAAUUUCGUCCAGGGUUUCCCAUGGGGGACCAUAUGUGGCAGCAGCAACAGAAUCAACACUUACAGCAACAGAAUCACCCACACCACCCAAUGCAUCACCACCCACUCCAUAUCCAACAGCAACAGUUACAGCAGCAAAGGUUGCGGGCAGUGGGGAAGGCUGUCAACCACAGACAGCAUUACAAUCAUCAGCAGCAGAAUGGUGUGGUGGAUGAAUAUGCUGGUCUCAUGAGCCACCGUGAACGGCAGUGGUUGCUUGGCAUUCAAAUGCUACAGCUUAACACUAACACACCACACAUAGAUGAUUAUUAUUAUACUGUAUUUAUGUCUCGCCAACUGAAAAAUGAGCAGAAAGAUGGCAGUGUCCUUAUUGCUGCUCAACAACACCACCAGCAGCUGCAGCGGCAAAGGGAGCGCAGGGAUAGUCAGCGGUCGGAAGGAGGCCAGUCCUCACUCCAACAGCCCCGGGUCUACACUCCUGCUCAGUUUGAGAACUCACUUGGCAAACUUCAGGUUGGAAGUGUCACUGCACCAAGGAAGAUAAUUGAUAUGGACAUCAUGAACACAGAUACCAGUGAUGCAGUAUUGCCACCACAGCAGAAGGACUUGAGGAAAACUAAGCAGCUUCUUUUGGAAAUAGAAAGGCUGUACAUGUUAAUACUUCAAGUGGAAGAUCUGAAGAGCGACAUACCAGAAAUACGGGAAGCAGUGACAGAAAAUAGAGAAGACCUCCUGCGCAAAAUAGUCUCUGCAGUCCUGCUGGGUGAUCGUCUGGCAAGCAUUCUCUGCGUCCGGAAGGGCAGGAAGCUUAUACUACGGCUGCUGCCACAAUUGCCAUUGGACUCAUCCAGCCUGGCUCAGCUGUGGGGAAGGGUGGUUCGUGGCCUUGCUUCACCACCAAGGCGAGAUGUGGAAGCUCUGUAUCCUUAUUUCCAUCAAUGGCUCGCUGCCCAGGCUGAAAUGUUGCCAUUAAUCAGCAUUGUACGCAGUCCACCUCGCUCCUUCUCUGUCACUAACAAGUUUGCACUUUCUGUGUACGGUGCCCUUUUGGAACGAGCUGAACAACUUUCGUCAGCAGCUGAAUCUGUGCAAUUGGAGGAGUGGGCAGUUUUUGUUCAAAGACUGGGAGCAGCAGCUGCUGGCCUCCCAUCAACACCUCUACCUGACAUGCUGCAGCCACUGGAUGGAACCCUUGCUGCAUCAAACCUGAAGCGUCACUGCCCUCCAUGUAGUGGUUGCGAAUGGCUGACUCGAGCAUUUGGCCCUCGGGAUUCUUCCGUAUCUCGCUAAGAAAAUGGCAGAGGUGUACUUGUGUCCUGGAAUUUCAUUAAUUCUACUGCAUGUCUGCUGUUUGUGUGCACAUACUUAAUUAUCCGAAGCUGUUAACCACUGAGAAGUCUCUUGCCCAUUUGUGGUUGUUGCACAUUAGUUUGUGUAUUCCUACUUUUGAAGCUGUAAAGUUAAUAUGUAAUGUUUUGAAAUGAGACAUGUGAUAUAUGAGUAAGUCUCAGAGAAAACUAUUCUGGCAGCUAUAUAUAUCUGUAAACUAGUAACAUUGAUUACCUCAUUCUUACAUAGUAAGAAUGGGUUGUACGAUUUGUAUCUGUAAGAAGUGAUGAAAUGACAUGUGGAUAAGAAGUAUGUGUGACUAGUGUACCUGCCAAUUCUAUACGUGAUAAGUCUGAUGAUACUACAGUGUGUAGAGUGACACACUGUAAAAUUAGCUGUUUUUGUUCAUUUAUUUGAUAGAUUAAUAUGUUCGUGUAUCGAGUGUGUGUAAUAGUUUUGUGUCCUUAGUCCAGAAAGCAUCUAUCUUUGUUGCUAAGAGAAGCACAUUACAAUCACCCUUUUGGUUUCUUGUCUCUCUAACUGGAACACAAAAGAAAUUACUUUUUAUUUUUCAGAGAGGUAGGAAGAUAAACUGUG
This is a messenger RNA of Schistocerca americana (American grasshopper), 3195 nucleotides long. It is a transcript of the gene Patr-1, whose product is annotated as protein PAT1 homolog 1. The transcript has 13 exons. NCBI's taxonomy places the organism in Eukaryota, Metazoa, Arthropoda, Insecta, Orthoptera, Acrididae. The record is from RefSeq and is a predicted model, not a curated record. Gene Ontology annotation, molecular function: RNA binding. Bases 58 to 2559 code for a protein of 833 amino acids. Gene Ontology annotation, cellular component: P-body. Gene Ontology annotation, biological process: deadenylation-dependent decapping of nuclear-transcribed mRNA; P-body assembly.